ACUGCCAAUCUUUGCUUUGCUUUGAGGUUAUUUUUACGCGCGGCGCGUAGAAGUGUAAAUAAAGUUACCUUUUAAUACCUAUUUCUAAUAUAAAAAUGCGUUUUGCAAUCAAACAAGCUACCUCAGGUGGUGAACGUAUCGGUACUUUAACGGGAUUUUUGAAAUCGCCUAGCACCGUACUUGAAACUCCAACAACAGCUUUACUGACUCAGGGUGGCAGCGUGCUGCAUAUGACAGCUGAAGUACUAUCCAAAGUGUUUACAACCCCACAACUGUUAUGGGUGCCCAUAUCAAACUCUCUGCAAAUGGAGCCAGGCCUGCGAGCCCAAGGAGAGGGGGUUGCCAAGUUUACUGGUCUACCAGACCAUUUUGCUUGUGUCACACCACAUAACAUGAGUGAGGUAACCCCUUCAGGACAUUUUGAAUUAAACAAAGUACCUCUUUGGACGAAGAAUGGAAAGAAAAUGGUUACUGCUGAGAGAUAUAUGGAUUUGAUGGAAGUUUACAAACCAGACAUAAUUUUGGCGAUUGCAGAUUGCCGUACGUCGCUUAACGAGGGGUACAAGAGAAUAUUGAAAUCUGUGGACAGAACCUGUAAUCUGAUGGAUAUCUGUGUGUAUCGAUAUAAGGCCUCAAAGCAGCUUCGAAAUAGUGCCCUCAUAGGUGUAGUAGUAGCUACUGGUGUACCAAAGAAAUGUCAGGAGUCAAUAAAACAUUUGCUGCAGUACAAAGACGACCUGACUGGUGUAGCUUUAGCAGGAGUUACCGAUGGAACGGAAGAAUCCAUGAAGUUAGCAACAGGAAAGAUUGAAAGAAUUUUUAAAACUGUUGGUGACGCACUGCCAAAGCAUUUGUUACGCAUAGUAGAAGGUUGCUGGAAUCCAGCAAUCAUAAUGUCGGCUAUAGAACACGGCUGGGACGUGUUCGAUGGCUCAUAUCCCACUAAACUGAGCAACGCGGGCCAUGCAUUGACGCUCAACUUCGAUACGAAUCGAUAUAGUGCUCAACCGUGCAUCUUAGAUCUCAAUGACGAAAGGUAUAAGGAAGAUUUUACGCCAGUAUUACAAGGAUGCGAAUGUUUGACUUGUAAGAAACACACGCGGGCGUAUAUACGCCAUCUUUUGAAUACUAGGGAGAUGCUUUCGUCAGUUUUAUUGAGCAUCCACAAUCUCCAUCAUUUCGACCAGCUAUUCCGGCACGCCCGCCAGCAUAUUGCAGCAAACACAUUCCAAAUAUACAAGCAACAUAUUACCAAACAGUAUGAAACUCUUAAACUACCUCAAACUACCAAUGGAGUCGACGAGCUAAAAGAUUCCGAUGUUAUAGACGGAACAGACCAUGUAAAGAAGAGACUGCGAGUGAGUGACGAUGAAAUUCCUACUAUUAAAGUAGCUAAUGGUAGAAUUUCGUAGAAUAAUGUUACUGUACUGUAAAAUCGAAUUUAGUUGUAGAAUGUACAAUGUAGUACCAUCAAGUAGCUUUUGUGUACCGUGUUUUUUAUCACUGGCAAAAUAAGAGUUGAAUCUGAAAUUAAAAAAAAAAAUACGAAGGAUGUUUGAGUAUAUUGAUCAUAUAA
Molecule: messenger RNA, 1576 nt
Organism: Helicoverpa zea (corn earworm)
Lineage: Eukaryota; Metazoa; Arthropoda; Insecta; Lepidoptera; Noctuidae
Product: queuine tRNA-ribosyltransferase accessory subunit 2
Exons: 7
Coding region: 96-1412 (438 amino acids)
Molecular function (GO): tRNA-guanosine(34) queuine transglycosylase activity
Source: RefSeq, a predicted model, not a curated record